Mucor velutinosus is the source of this 579-nucleotide messenger RNA. RefSeq names its product Ubiquitin-like domain-containing protein. The coding region runs from base 1 to 579 and encodes 192 amino acids. The transcript is spliced from 6 exons. Gene Ontology annotation, cellular component: nucleus. Gene Ontology annotation, molecular function: histone H2A acetyltransferase activity; histone H4 acetyltransferase activity; protein N-terminal-serine acetyltransferase activity. The record is from RefSeq and is a predicted model, not a curated record. Lineage: Eukaryota; Fungi; Mucoromycota; Mucoromycetes; Mucorales; Mucoraceae.
AUGCUUGGUCCAAUUUUUAGAUUCGCCCAUCAAAUACCAAAACAAUUGGACCUAGUGAUUGAUUACUACUCUGUGGAUGAUUUGCCCCGAGAACUCCACGAAUGGACAUUUCAAUUAGUGAAAACAAACCUGCAGGACAUGUAUGAAAGAUCAAAAGAUGGAUGGGAUGAAGAAGAAAAGAGAAAAGAAAUGCUGGCACCUCAAGCUCGUUAUUUGAUUGCUCGAUCAGCGAUAGAUCCCAAUGAUAUCAAAGGGUUUUUACACUUUCAAAUGGUGCAGGAGGAGACUAUGGAUGAUGAUAUUAUGGCAAAUUGUGCAUAUUGCUACGAGAUUCAAAUAACUGAAAGUGCCAGAGGCCAAGGCCUAGGCGAACAUAUGAUGAAUUUAUUGAGCCAGAUUGGAUCCUACUGGAAAAUGGAUAAAGUGAUGUUGACAGUUUUCAAAGCAAAUGAAGGCGCAUUCAAAUUUUACAUGAAAAAACUAGGAUUUGAGCUUGAUGAAAUAUCCCCUGGUGCCUGCUUGCCACUAUACAAAGCGAGGAAAUUUGAUUAUGAAUUGCUGAGCAAGCCAUGUAUUUGA